Nezara viridula (southern green stink bug) is the source of this 4750-nucleotide messenger RNA. NCBI's taxonomy places the organism in Eukaryota, Metazoa, Arthropoda, Insecta, Hemiptera, Pentatomidae. The record is from the annotation of a GenBank genome assembly.
AUGACGAAACCCCGAGCUGGUCGAGCAAGGUCCGCGCAGAGGGUAUGGUCAGCUCCUGCGGGAGGAAUGGAAGCCAUGGAGAAGGUGAAUAUAAAAUUCCAUGAAAACGGUACUGUGAGCUUUCAACACAACAAAGUUCUACGAUUCGUACCAGAUAUGUCUGUUAGAAGAGAUUCCAAACUCAUUGUACCAAAUAUCCCCUUGCUUACACUUACAUCUAAAAGUGCAUCACUGCCCCACAUAAUGCGCAUCGCUCUGUCAAUGGGCUUGAAAACUUUGUAUAAAGGGCAUGAAUUCACUACUGUUACAGCUGACGAACUUCUUUUUGGGUAUGAAGAACAGCUGAUCAACCUGGCUCACAGAUUUUACCCUAGAGGAAAAAGGCCACCUGCUAAGAUGGGUCUUCUCAUUGGGAGAAACACAAGUAUUAUGAAUGAUGUUGAGACCAUAUUUACUGGACAUACAGAUAUGAAGGACUUUGGCUUACUUUCUAAGUUAAAUGGACAAGAUAAUCUUCCAUAUUGGGAAUCAGAACCAUGUAACUCAAUAAGAGCUUCUGAAGAUGCUCCCAUCUAUUCAUCUCUUCCUCAUUACUAUGGAGUAAAUAAUCCUGAAAUAACUGAUGUUGUGGAAGGUUUAAAACCAAUCAAAGAAAAACAUGAACCCUACAUUAAGCUUCAACAGAAAAUUGGAGUUCCACUAGAGGUCUUGAUAAGAAUACAACUGAACAUAAAAGUAACACAGUCUAACCUCACUCCAACAAAGAAAUUUCCAUCAAUGUAUUUUCCUAUUAUGUGGGUCGAAGAGGGUGCAGAAGAGUUACCUGAUUACCUCAUUAGAUGGAUAUAUCUCUGUACAACAUUGACACCUUGGCUAGUUCCAGUUUGCUCAUAUGGAAUCAUUGCAUUUGGUGCUUUAAUGCUACUAUCAAUAUUCUUCCGUGCUUAUAGAAAAGUCGUCUUUACAAGGGACAACAUCGAACGUGGAAAGAGAAAAAUUCUCAGAAGAGGAUCUUCUUUCUUUGUAAAUGGACAACAUCGUCUUUUAAUCAUAAGAGACUCUUACACACUUUUACAAAACCAACCGGAAAUUGCAGAGACUUCCCUCAAUCCUGACCCUGAAAUUUCCUAAUAGAUAUUUUCAAAUUUAAUAACAUUUCUGAAAAAUAUAGAUCAAAACUAUUUGAAAAAAAAAAUUGUAAAUAUUCCCUAAACUUUGUUAAAUGUACAAAUUUUCACUCAAUAGAAAUAAGGAAGAUAAUAGUAAAAAAACAACUUUAUGUGAUCAUUUAAUGCAUAUUUUAUCAUAUGUGAUGUAUAUAAAUAAGAUGAUUUUUUUUUAAAAUAGUAUCAUUGAGUUUGAAUGUGUGUACAUAGCUCUCUUAAAAUUAAGUGGUGAUGUAUUCCAUACUCAGGCCUAUUAUAGUUUAAAUAGUCGAGUCAUGUAAAGGCCAAUGUUAGUACUAGUCUAUAUAUCGUCACCACCAGGAAACGUUUCAGAAAAUUUAAAAAAUAUUUGCGAUCUGACUGUUGUUGUAGUCAAUGUCUUAUAUUGUUGGUUGUAGUGCUAUGCUAUAGUGUUGAUAGAAUCAAGACUGUAUCCUAGCCUAGUUUUCGAGUAUUAUUAAAUUGUUAAUAGUUGUAAUUUAGUUUAAUAUUAUUUUAAAAUAUUAGAAGAAAAAAUCCAAACCAUUUAGUUUUGGUAGUUAAUUUGUAAAUAAUUAUUAAUACAAACCAAGUGAUAGUUGUAAUAAUUGUACAAAAUUUCGAAUUGGUUUUAGUUUUGUCAAUAGGCAUUGCAUUUUCCUUUAUUUAACGAUUAUUAUUUGCAAAUAAUGUUCUGCCUCUUUAGAAAUGCUCUAGAUUUUCAUUAAUUCACUGUUAUUCAAAGUAACAUGAGGUAAAAGUAUAAAAUAGAAAAGGAUGGUUGUCCAAUAGUUUGGUAAAGUGAGAAAGUGUGGCUACAGGAAGUAAAAAAUAUCAAACAUAUGGAUUCUCAGUAAUCCAUGAAGAUAUUAUAUCUCCAGAAAUAUAUGAAUCAACUUUGUUUGGUUUAUAACUUCAAGAAAAAGUAGUUCCAACUGUAUAAUUUUAAAUAUUAAAAUUUAAAUAUUAAAAUUAAAACAAAUAAAUUGUAAUUAAUACUGAAGAGAAAGAAAUUAUGUUUCUAUUUUGAACUAUGACAUAGCUUCUUAUUUGAUCAAUCUUAAACUUUAUAAUAUCAAUGAAUAGUUUUAUUUAAUUUCUUAUCAAUGAUAUUAAUAGUUAUACUGUUGCUACAACCUAUAAGAACAAUUUUAUUGGAAAAUAUGUUUUUGGAGUUUUCUGCUCAAUAUUGUCCUAAUAAAUAUUCAGAAUUACAAACUAGAAAGUUUAUUUAAAAUAUUACACAUUUGUAUUAAGCACACUAUAAAAAUGUAUCAGAAAAUCUGGUUUCACCUUAUGAAUAUUUUUAAUUUUUACAAUUACAGGCUUUUGAUAAAUAUAUAGAUAGCAGUAGUUUUGAUAAAUUAUACACAAUCCUAUUUCACACUUUGCCACUUUACUGACAGUGAGGACAGAGGUCAAUUCAUAAUAGAAAAUAAAUCAAUUAUGAAAUUUUUAAUUUAAUCAAAGGAAUUAAACAAACUUUACUAAUAACAUUCAUUAAAUUGAAAAAUACUUAGCAUUAUUCUGUACUGUACUUUGAGAGUAAAAAAAAAAGAGGUCCAUCCUUGAUUCUUUGUACUAGCAUUCAGUUAACUGAGACUUAAUUUCUUUGACAGUAGGUUUAUGAUACAUUAAAAGAACUAAGUCACACUUAAAAUGUAUUUAAUGCAUUAUUGCCUCUACAACUCAUCUAACAAUUUUUUAAAAAGAUUUAGAUUUAGUUCUCCUCCUCAUGCCUUUUAAUAUUUCAAUACAAAAAAAAAAAUUAACUACGGGAAAAUAUACAAAAUAAUAUAUUUUAAUAAAAAAUAAAGAUAUAUAUUUUUAUUGUAUAAUUAAAAUAUAAUGUGGUUGUGAUUGCAUUGAAGCGUACGUACAUGUUUAUUUAAAAUAAAAUAUUACUUCAUAAUAUAUUAUUUGGCUGGUGUUUAUUGAAAAAAAAAACUCAAUAUCUCAAAUUAUCAGAUGAGGUUUAAAAUUUUAAAAUCUUAAUGAUUCUUGGUAUAAUUAUUUCUAUUAUUUGUGAAAUAUUUAUUACAUAUAUAUAUAUAUAUAUUCUUUUUUUUAUCAAUGUUCUGGUUUUUAUUUGAUUUUCGGUGCAAUGAUGAACUGGAAUGAUUUUUUGAAAAUUUUAAACUACUCUACUGAUAUAUUUGUGAUAUCAGCUUUUUUAACAAUGCCAACAAUUUAAAAAAAAAAUUAAAUAUUUAUAUUUAAUUGUAUUUUGAUGAACUUGGAAUUAUAAUUAUUGAACUUGUAAAUUAUUAUUUUUAUAUUUGAAUUUUGUACCAAAACAUUUGGUCUGUAAGCAAGAUAAAACAGGGAAUAUGCAAUGUUAUAUUGAACAAUUAGACAACUUUGUAUCUAUUUUAUAGUUAUUUUUCAUUUUAAAAUUAUAGUUAAUAAUUUAGUCUGAGUUUUAUAGUUCAAUUAAAAUUUUAAAAUAUAAAUGUAAUUAGUAAACACAAUUUUAUAAGAACUUGUAGAUUUCAUAACAUAUAUUUCUUAAAGAAAAAUUGAAGGAAGUAUUAGAAUAAAAUCAUGGACCAGAAUUAUUUUGAAAUUCUACAAAUCAUACGUAAUUGUGAUAUAACCAUCUAAGUGCAAUUUUAUUAUAUUUGUAAAUAAGUGUAUAUGUAUAUGAUAGUUACAUAGUUAAAAUGGUGUAGAGUAUUGCUCAAAUAUUAAAUUUCAUUAUCAUAUCGUGAUAUAGUUUAAAUUUAUAAUAAAAACUUUAUAUGACAAAUUAAUAAUUCUAUUAUUUUUUCCGUAUUAUGCAUUUAAUGUUGCAUUAUAUCCUUGACCCAAAUAAAAUUAUAUUCAAAUUGUUGUAUUAUUUACCUCUUGGUAGAAUGAGUACUAAAAAUGCGAAGACUGAUUUUUUAAAUUUAUUUAUGAAAUUUUAACAAGAAAAGAAUAAUCUUUGUUUUCUGCUUUGAUUGUUAACAUAUUUAAACACCUAUUGUUAAUUUCAAUUAUCCAAACUCUAUAAAAUCAACAUUUUCAAAGCAAAAUACAUUAGGUAUGUAUGACCAACUACAUUUGUAGGUUGGUCAGUGUGUGUUGUCAAAGAUUCCAGGAAAUAUUUAUAAUAUCUUCUGUUUUCAAGCUGUUCAAACUGUUUUUCAAUAUUUUCAAAUCAUUAGAAGAGAUAUAAAAGAAUAUUAAAUGUAUAUAAUUGAGGUCUGAGCCACUUGAAAUGUACUUCAAGGUAAAUCAAUUAAAUUAAAUGAUAAGGAUUUAAAAAUAAAAUAUUUUAUUUGGGUAAUAAUUUUAAUUUUAGUUAAUAAUUUAAUAUUAUUUUGGAAAUGGAUAUUCAGGAUGACUUUCCAUUAGAUUGACAAUACCUUUAUUUCCACGCCCACCAAAUAUUCUUCCCUCCUCACCACGGUCUAAAGCACUUAUCCUUUCGAAUUCUUCCUUUUAACAAAAUGAUACUUACCUCAAAAUUUUGUUUGAUUCUUGAAGGAUUCGUGCUUUUUGGAAUAACUACCACUCCAUAUUCAAUUAGGUACCUUAAGAGAAUAUGGGAAGGCUGCUUAUUGUACCUCUUAGCAAUUUCAAUAAUUAGAGGAUCUUCCAUAGGACGUAAAACCCUUACC